AUAAAUAAGCAUCAUGUGGAGAAUAGGAACGGCCCAGCAUGUGCUCCAUUUUAUAAGAUUAUACUGAAAUUUAGACACCCCCGGAGUAAUUAAAAGUCCCCCAUGGCUACACUUUUUCCAACCCUAGCCGCCCAGUUUAUCUUUUGCCUUUUCAUUGUUUUGGCUAGAGCAGAUGAUCAGAGCUUUGUGAGAACCAUGGACAGGAAGCUUUUGGGGCUGAAGAAAGAAAAGGUUAGCCACUUCAGGAUUUACUGGCAUGACAUUGUCGGAGGGCGGAACCCAACAGCUGUCCCAGUAGUUCCACCGUCAAGCAAUUCAUCAACGGCCUUCGGGAUGAUCAGAGUAAUAGACGACCCUUUAACCAUGGGACCGGAACUAAGCUCAAAAAUGGUAGGCAGGGCACAAGGGUUUUACUCCUCAGCAUCUCAGCAAGAAGUUGGGUUGUUGAUGGCCAUGAAUUUUGCAUUCAUGGAAGGAAAAUACAAUGGAAGCACUAUAACAAUACUAGGGAGGAACACUGUGUUUUCAAAAGUGAGGGAAAUGCCAGUUAUCGGAGGGAGUGGGCUUUUCAGGUUUGCUAGAGGCUAUGUUCAGGCCAAAACUCACUGGUUUGAUCCUACCAACGGGGAUGCGGUGGUCGAGUAUAAUUGUUAUGUGAUGCAUUAUUGAUGCUUUUUUCUGUAGGUCUUUUGCCUUUUUUCUUUCCCCUUCAAUUUUAUGCUUUUUUAAAUUGGCUUGAAUCAUGUUUUCCACUUCUAAUGUAAUGAUCACUUUCUUGGCUGGUGGGGUUGGUUUGUACUUAUCGAGUUAUUACUAUUAAUAAAUAUAUAUUGUUUGGGA
Durio zibethinus is the source of this 840-nucleotide messenger RNA. Its product is annotated as dirigent protein 22-like. NCBI's taxonomy places the organism in Eukaryota, Viridiplantae, Streptophyta, Magnoliopsida, Malvales, Malvaceae. The record is from RefSeq and is a predicted model, not a curated record.